Molecule: messenger RNA, 771 nt
Organism: Benincasa hispida (wax gourd)
Lineage: Eukaryota; Viridiplantae; Streptophyta; Magnoliopsida; Cucurbitales; Cucurbitaceae
Source: RefSeq, a predicted model, not a curated record
AUGGUGACAAAAGGUGUUGUGCUUGGCCAUAAGGUUUCUAAGGUAGGAUUGGAAGUUGAUGACGCAAAGAUAGACAUGAUUGCAAAGUUACCUGCACCUGCAAAUAUCAAGGCCCUGAGAAGCUAUUUAGGCCAUGCAGAGAAGAAAAUGUUGGUGAUGGUGUUUACAACUGAAAAUUUUCGAGCAUAUUCGGUUGGUACGUUUGCAACCACCUAUAGUGAACACUCUGCCAUUAAGUUCUUGAUGGAUAAGAAUGACGCAAAGCCCAGACUCAUUCGCGAGUUAGGGCUAGCAGAAAUUGAGGAAAAAUUCUUUGACAAAUGCCUGUUGAAAGUUGAAGAUCGAGAACCUUGGUAUGCUGACAUUGUCAACUACUUAACCACCAAGCAGUUUCCCGAAGAGUUCAAUGCACAACAAAGAAAAAGGCUUAUGCACUACAACAAGUUGAGGUACAACGCAUACUAUCUAAAUGUCAUGACUCCCCUUGUGGAGGCCACUUUGGAGGACAACAGACUACUGCAAAGGUCUUUCAAAGUGGCAAGAAAUGCAAUUCCCCUGAACAACAUACUUGAAGUGGAGCUAUUAGAUGUUUGGGGUAUUGAUUUCAUGGGGCCAUUUCCUCCCUCUUGCAGACAACAAUAUAUCUUGGUGGUAGUAGAUUAUGUAUCAAAAUGGGUUGAGGCAGCAGCUUAUGCAAAGAAUGAUGCAGUGACUAUUUCAAAAUUCCUGGCAAAGUACAUCUUCACAUGCUUUGGAACACACAGGCGUUAA